Fusarium odoratissimum NRRL 54006 is the source of this 779-nucleotide messenger RNA. RefSeq lists its product as uncharacterized. The transcript has a single exon. NCBI's taxonomy places the organism in Eukaryota, Fungi, Ascomycota, Sordariomycetes, Hypocreales, Nectriaceae. The record is from RefSeq and is a predicted model, not a curated record. The coding region runs from base 80 to 544 and encodes 154 amino acids.
GCCACUCACUCACUCAGUCUCGCAACUCACUUACAAAUCAGUGAGUCAAGAUUCAACCCAAAGAACACACACAGAUACCAUGGAAACAAGACAAACAGACUCCUUUGAUCCCUUCGAGGAUGUCCUCAACCUCGAAGAGCGCUUUUACUCAGAAGGCUACCAACAAGGCAUCAAAGACGGCGUUCAAGCGGGGCGGAUUGAAGGACGAUCUUUUGGUAUGCAAAAGGGCUUUGAGAAGUUCCUCGAAAGUGGCCGUCUUGCCAGCAAAGCUAUCGUAUGGGCGAACCGAAUACCACACAAGGACGGUACUGCUUCAGGAGAGACUUGCACGUUGCCACCACUACCCAAGAACGCAAGACUGGAGAAGAACAUCAACACUCUGUAUGCUCUCGUAGAGCCAGAUACACUUUCGACUGAGAACUCGGAUGAUGCGGUUCAAGAUUUUGAUGACCGGGUUAAACGGGCACAAGGAAAGGCCAAGAUUGUCGAAAAGAUGGCGGGGAGUGGUGGAAGAGAGGCAUCGGGAGAAUCACCAACAUCCUGAGAAUAUCAGAAACGGAUUCGGAGUUUGGUUUGGCGUAUGAACAUCGGUAUCAAAGACUUUCAUAUUUGAAAAAGGAAAAUCAUCUGUAUUGUCAAUGGAAAUUCUAUACCCUCACUACCUCAUAAUUUGUAUCCACAACCACCCUCUUCGCUUCUAAUUUAUUUGAAUGAUCUGCAAGGGUAUCUGUAACAGUUAGCACAUAUUCUCUUCGCGAUUCACCAGCGUCUGCAACGUA